AUGUCUUCAUUUGAAGAGUCGUUAAUUGAAAAUGUCCGCGAACACAAGUCUUUAUACGAUGUUUUUUCCGCCGAUUAUAAAGAUCAGAACAUUCGUAAAGAGGCAUGGGAAGAGAUUGAUAAAAAUCUUAAAAUGUCAGCUGAAAAGUGUAAGUCAGAAUGGACUAAAUUGCGAAAUUGUUUUCUAAAUGCUAUCAGAAGACGUAGAAGUAAGACAAGUGGUCAAGCUACCAAGAAUAUUCCACCUUGGAGGUUUUCCGAACAAAUGGAAUUUAUAUUGCCCUUUUUGGAAAACCGAGAGUAA
Messenger RNA from Metopolophium dirhodum (rose-grain aphid), 303 nucleotides. Its product is annotated as transcription factor Adf-1-like. The coding region runs from base 1 to 303 and encodes 100 amino acids. Gene Ontology annotation, biological process: regulation of transcription by RNA polymerase II. Gene Ontology annotation, cellular component: nucleus; transcription regulator complex. NCBI's taxonomy places the organism in Eukaryota, Metazoa, Arthropoda, Insecta, Hemiptera, Aphididae. The transcript has 2 exons. The record is from RefSeq and is a predicted model, not a curated record.